Anopheles nili is the source of this 1627-nucleotide messenger RNA. RefSeq names its product F-box-like/WD repeat-containing protein TBL1X (gene ebi). Gene Ontology annotation, biological process: regulation of transcription by RNA polymerase II. The transcript is spliced from 4 exons. Gene Ontology annotation, cellular component: histone deacetylase complex. Gene Ontology annotation, molecular function: protein binding; transcription corepressor activity. NCBI's taxonomy places the organism in Eukaryota, Metazoa, Arthropoda, Insecta, Diptera, Culicidae. The record is from RefSeq and is a predicted model, not a curated record. The coding region runs from base 1 to 1515 and encodes 504 amino acids.
AUGAGUUUCUCUAGUGAUGAGGUAAACUUCCUAGUUUACCGCUAUCUGCAGGAGUCCGGCUUUUCGCAUUCCGCUUACACGUUCGGGAUCGAAUCACAUAUUUCACAAAGCAACAUCAAUGGAGCACUCGUACCUCCGGCUGCGCUUCUUAGCAUUCUGCAAAAAGGGCUACAGUACACCGAGGCCGAAAUCAGUAUAGGGGAGGAUGGCACCGAGCAACGUUUGGGCGAAAGCUUAAGCCUUAUCGAUGCCGUAAUGCCGGAGGUGGUCGCAAAUCGCCAGAACAUGCAAAACCAACAAAAGCAAGCCACGAAAACGGAGCCUCCGGAGACUAACGGUACGACAGAGGAACCAGCUGCGCCACCUCCAACGACAACAACGACAGCCUCGACGACUCCGGCCCCGGUUGAAACCAUGGAAGUAGAUCAGAGCAUCGAAAUACCCGCCUCAAAGGCAACCGUUCUGCGGGGGCACGAGAGUGAAGUGUUUAUCUGCGCGUGGAACCCCAGCACAGAUCUGCUGGCCAGUGGGUCAGGUGACAGUACUGCUCGCAUCUGGGAUAUGUCCGACAAUCCGGCUAAUCCAAAUCAGCUUGUCCUGCGCCAUUGCAUUCAAAAGGGAGGCACCGAAGUCCCGAGCAACAAAGACGUCACAUCGCUGGAUUGGAACUGCGACGGUACGCUGCUAGCGACGGGUUCGUACGACGGAUAUGCUCGCAUCUGGCGCACUGAUGGUUUGCUGGCAAGUACUCUAGGGCAACACAAGGGUCCGAUCUUUGCUCUCAAGUGGAAUAAGCGUGGCAAUUACAUUCUGUCCGCUGGCGUUGAUAAAACGACCAUCAUCUGGGAUGCUGCCACAGGGCAAUGCACACAGCAGUUCAGCUUCCAUUCGGCACCCGCACUCGACGUGGACUGGCAGUCGAACCAGUCAUUCGCCAGCUGUAGCACGGAUCAGUGCAUCCACGUUUGCAAGCUAGGGGUGGACAAACCGAUCAAAUCGUUCCAGGGCCACACGAAUGAAGUAAACGCUAUCAAGUGGGAUCCUCAAGGACAGUUGUUGGCAUCCUGUUCGGAUGACAUGACGUUAAAGAUUUGGUCGAUGAAGCAGGACACUUGCGUACAUGAUCUUCAGGCACAUUCGAAAGAGAUUUACACCAUCAAAUGGUCUCCCACGGGUACGGGUACUCAGAAUCCAAACAUGAAUCUUAUUCUGGCGAGCGCUUCGUUUGACUCGACCGUACGCCUGUGGGAUGUUGAGCGCGGUGUCUGCAUUCACACGCUAACGAAACACACGGAACCAGUGUACUCGGUAGCGUUCAGUCCGGAUGGCAAGUUCCUCGCAUCCGGUAGCUUCGACAAGUGCGUACACAUCUGGAGCACGCAAAGCGGCCAGCUGGUGCAUAGCUACAAGGGCACCGGGGGCAUAUUCGAGGUGUGUUGGAAUUCGCGUGGCAGCAAAGUAGGCGCCAGUGCCAGCGACGGCAGCGUGUUCGUGCUUGAUUUGCGGAAAUUAUGAGCGACGGUCGCGAGCACCGGGACCGGUGCUGGACUGACGCCCGGACCACCGCCACCUUUGCUCACGGCAGCCGAGAAAAAGUCCUAACAAUCAUUGACUGGCGUUCGGCGAG